Messenger RNA from Brassica rapa (field mustard), 4509 nucleotides. RefSeq names its product cyclin-dependent protein kinase inhibitor SMR9-like. NCBI's taxonomy places the organism in Eukaryota, Viridiplantae, Streptophyta, Magnoliopsida, Brassicales, Brassicaceae. The record is from RefSeq and is a predicted model, not a curated record. Gene Ontology annotation, cellular component: nucleus. Gene Ontology annotation, biological process: regulation of DNA endoreduplication.
UGUACAUUCUAACUUCCUCUUUCCUUUAUAAUAAAGUAAGCAUAUCAUAUAUAAACUUUUCCACUAAAAUCUCAUAUCAUAUACUAAACUUUCAAUCAUUUAUAGUUUGGUAGAAAUUUUCACAUUUAAAAAUGAGUUUUCUGAAUAGUCAUGUUACCUUAAAAAAAAGUAGAAAUUCAUUGGUUCUGUUAAAGCCAACCCGACUUCACGAUAUCAGUAUUGAUUAUUCACCAUUUUGAAAAUUAUUGGUUUAGAUAUUAUACUUGGUUUGUCAAAAUAGAGGCAUUAAUAAAAAUUACAAAAAUAAACCCGCGCUUAGAAGCGCGGGUCAAAAUCUAGUUUAUUGUUUAAAUGUGCAUGUAGUUUCAUAAUAUCUAUCAAAUUAUAUGUUGAAUUUUGAAAAAUAAUAUAUCAUAAAAUAAAGCGAUGAUCAAUAUAAAGUUAUAUACAUAAGUAUAUAAUACAUUUUUUGAAGUUCAUGAACACAUAUCAAUAUUUACAAUAAUUAAAAUAUUUUAUAAAUUUUAAAUAAUUUUAUGCUUUAGAUUUAUUAAAUGGUAAACUAAAAUUUAUUUUAAAUAAUUUUAAAAUGAGAUUCAGAUUUGCUUUGAUAUUUUAAUUAUAGUCAUAUUAAGUUCCAAAAACAUAAAAACAUAAAAUUUAGAAGCAAAUUUAAUAUUAUGAAAAUAAAUAUUUUAAUAAUGAUAAAAUAUAAUAUGCCUACCUCAUUAAAGUAUAUAGUGUUAUGUUAUUUUAAAAUAUUUUUUAAUUAUUUCAUCAAAAGAUAUUUUUUGUUAAGUCUUUUUAUUUUUUUUGAUAUCUCUUAAAAAUAAGCAGUUUAAAAAAUUGUGUGAUUGUAUUUUAAAAAUUAUCUUAUAUACGUAAAAUAUAAUUUAUAGAUUUUUUACUGUAAUUGAAAGAUAUUAUAGUCAACUAAAUAUAUGAAAAGUAAACAAAAAAUUUCAAUAAUACUAAUUAUAAACUAUUUUUAGUCAACUAAACAUAUAUUAGUUUAUGUUACUUAAUUAUUUUAUGUAAUCAUCUAAGAAAAUAUAUAUAUAUAUAAAUUAUUUCUAUUACUUUGAAAAUAUAUAUUUUUGUAUUGUUUAAAACUAUGUUUUAAAAAAACAAUAUUUUUUUCUGAUAUCAAGAUUAUGUGUGUGAAUCUUGUUUUAUGAAAUCACAUUAUAUGCAAAUAUCUAUUUUCAUCUAAGAAAAAAUAGAUAUAAAGAAAUAUCUUAUUACUUCAAAAGUAUAUUUUAUGUUAUUAAAAAUAUGUUUAAAUGGAAUUUUUCUCCUUUGUUAACUUUCCUUUUUAUUGAAAUAAUAUUAUAUAUACAUAUAUUUUCGUUUUUAAAUUUGUUUUUAAACUUUAUAAAUGUUUCUUUUUAUUAUAUAAGUUAUUUGGAAAAUUAUAAAAAGGAACUAAAUAAAAAAAUUCAAUAAUACUAUUUAAAUGUUAUAUUUUUAAUUCAUUAAGAGUAUAAGUGUAGCCAACUAUCGUGAGAGUUAACGUGAGCGCGACACAUAAAAAAAUAACUUUUAAAUAAUAUUAUAUAGAUUAUGAACCAAAAUCUUCUUAUAUAUUUCUUUUUUUUUAAAGAAAGCUUCUUAUUUACCUGAUCAUAACUACUAACUAGAUUUUGACCCGCGCUUUUAAAGCGCGGGAUUUGUCUCUCUUACAAAUACUUUAUUUUAUAACUUAUAAAUUUAUAUUAUAGCAUAGUAAUAAUCUUACAAUUACGUUUCAUGUGUACACAAUGUGUUUUGGGUAGAUGUGUAAAAUUUGAAUACCACGAGUUUUUUUAACUCACCAUAUUGAAUCAAGAAAAAUUAGGUAAAAUAAUCAACAAAGAAACUAUAUGUUACUAAGAAGGUGCUAUUGGAUAGAUUAUUUAUACACUUCUAAAGAUUUAGGUUUUAUAGUGAUUCUGGUGUUAUUCAAUUAAAACUCUUCAAGACUAUGUUAAAAUUUAAUGUUAUUAGUUUAUGAUUUUGCAAUAGAUACUUAAAAGUUUUUAAGAGUCUCGAGCAGUGUUUUGAUGUCUGACCCGGACCCGUGGUCAAAUUGAUAAACCCGGUGACUCAGUAAAUAAUCCAGUUUGGGUUUUAGAAAAUAUCCAUUAUUUAAAAAUUUGAUAACAUCAUUAAAAAUCCUUAAAUUCGGUAACCUGACAACCGUUGAACCACCGGCUGAACCAGCAAGUGAUUUUACUUUUUUUUUUUUUUAAAGUUUCGAUUAUUAAAAUCUAUGUUUUAUUUCCAAACUUGCAUUGAACUUUCUGAUUUUAUCAUAUAACAUCGAUUAAACUAUUUUGUUUAUGAUUUUUAGAUUUUGGUGAAGAUUUCACUAUACCACCUAAAAUAAUAAAUUGAAAGAUGAUAUUUUAUGUGUUUUGGUAUUGGUUUUCUUUUUUUUUUCUUAUCGAAAAUCCUAAAGCUUUACUUUUCAUUUAUUUUAGAUUUAAAAUUUAUUUUUACUAUUCAUAGACAUUAAAAGUUUAUGAAUUUAAGUAUUGUUAUAUUUUCUAUUAUACUAUUUUAAGUAUUCUACAGUGACUGAAUUUGAUAGGUAUAUUUCUGAAAUCCUGUUUUGUUUAAGUGUAGAUACUUUGAAGAUUAGCUUGCAUAUACGUGUAAAAGGGUACAAUUUUUGAUAUCUAAGCAUUAAUGUGGUAAAUAUUAUACAAAUCCAAUAAUAUUUUAAAGUUUUGAAGUCGCGUAUUUGUAGGUCAUACGGUAUCAUGAGUUUGGAUUUAGUAACAGGGAAUUUUUUUCUUUUUUUUUUAACAGGGAAAUUUGGUUGUAAAAUGAUAUUUUGCAUAAAAAUCUCGACUGCUUUUAUAUUAAUACAUAUUGUAUAGCACUAUCAUGUUAUUAAAACAUAUUCUAUAGCCCUAUCAUAUGAUCUUAUAAUACUUAAACGAACCCUAAAAUGAUAUUUAGAAUGUUCAUAAACAACAGUCUUGUUAAUGUAUAUUAAUAGUAAUUUGUUGAAAGUAUACACGAAAAUUAUUAUAGGGCAAAUGUUUUAAACCGGUAGGUAUUGUGUUGACAGUAAAAAAUAUAUGUUUGCUAUCUUAACUAACUACGCUGGAAGAGAAAUGAAAUUUAAAAAUAAGUAGUUAUUGGAAUUAAAUAGAUUUAGUGAAAAAUAAAUAUAAUUAAAUAACAUAGGUUUUAAAUAAAGCAGUGACACUGUUUUAAUAAUAUUGAUAUGGUUUGUCUAAAUCAAAGUAAGACCAAAAUAUUAUUUAUUAAUGAAAGGGUCCAAACAACAUUUUUUAAGUAGAUUUAUUUAAACUCCUUCCCUUUUAAUAGUAUUGAUAUGCUAGUAUAAAGAAUUAAAAACAUGUAAAAUAUUAUGAUAAGCUGUAAGUUUUGAUAAAACGUCCAUUUAACCGAUGAGAUCAUUCUAAACCACUACUUGUAUUAUUUACUAUUAUAGUUUUAUGAAUAUUUAAGUAAAGUAAAGCGUACCCAUUUCACACUACAUUAGUGACUUGCUUGCAUUGAUCCUCUACCAUAAAGAAAUCCUUUGUCUUUAGUUUUCCAAAUACUUAGCAAUCUCUCCUCUUCUUUUCCUUGCCUUUUUCUUUCUUGGCUUUUUCUUCUCUCCUGAUAGAAACUUUUUCCAGUCAAAAUUUAAGAGCUUUAAAGUAAAACUUCCACUAAGGUUUAUACAUAUACUGAGCCACACAUUUUCUCUUCUCGUUCCCUCUUCUCUUCUAUCUAGGUUUGGUCUAAAAUGGCGUCAAAAGGAAAGACACCAGUAAGAAGAACAACUCCAAGAAGAAGAAAAACAAUCAAGAAUUCAUCUUCUCCAUAUAGUAUCAAUAGUGACGUCACUUCAACGUUAUCAUCUACUUCCAUAUCUUCAACCGCUACGUCAACGUCGCCGAUUUCAUCCCAUGGAUGUUGUACGCCGAAGUCUACGAAGUCAAGAAUACCGGAGAUGCUGACGUGUCCGCCUGCGCCGAAGAAGCAAAGGGUUGCCCAAAACUCUGCUUUGAGGAGGAGACAAAUCACUUUCUUUGCUCCUCCAGAGAUAGAGCUCUUAUUUGUUUUGGCACUUGGUAAUAAUCAUGGUCAACAAAUCGACAAAUAAAGUUAAGUUUUAAUUAUCGUUUUGUGGCUCUUCUCAUGGUAUGAUCAAUCUCAAGCUUCUAGUUUGAUUCAAUAAUACAAUGAUUGAAGAUGUAUUAUAGAGAGUGUAGUGUGAUGUUUUUACCUUUUUUUUUCUUAUCUUGCUUUAAAUUUCCCCUCUUUGGCUCUUUUUGUUUUUAGUAUUUGGAUAAUUUUGAAUUAGGUAGGCUUGAAUUUGUGGUAGGGUAUAAUAUAACUAAUCAAAUGCCCUAUCUCUUUUUUUUUUUUUUAUAGUUAUUGUGAAUUAGGUAGGUUUGAAUAUGUGUAUUCAGAUGAUUGCUAACAUUUCAGGCUUGUUGGCUUUGCAGUUUUGUUUGUAUUUUGGUUUGAGUUAAUUACGAACGAGUUGGUUAUUGUUUUACA